This is a messenger RNA of Salvelinus fontinalis (brook trout), 2826 nucleotides long. It is a transcript of the gene spon2b, whose product is annotated as spondin 2b, extracellular matrix protein. The coding region runs from base 129 to 1148 and encodes 339 amino acids. Gene Ontology annotation, cellular component: extracellular matrix. Gene Ontology annotation, biological process: cell adhesion. Lineage: Eukaryota; Metazoa; Chordata; Actinopteri; Salmoniformes; Salmonidae. The record is from RefSeq and is a predicted model, not a curated record. The transcript has 6 exons.
AAGGCAUAAAUAGCUGAGGGAAGCGUUCAGGUCUCGCAGUCCCUCCUCAAGACAGCCCAGGCACAAGUUUCACUCCUCAACUUCAACGAUAACCACAUCUGUAUCUGAAAACUCACUCAGUAACAAGCAUGGAAAGAGACAUGAACGUGAGCAGCACUAGCAGUGUGGUGCACUGGCUAGCCAGCCUGACCCUAACCCUGCUUGGGAGUGUCCACCCCAUGCCUGUGACCAUAGACCCAGUGUGCACGGCAGACACCACUGCCAAGUACAGCCUGACAUUUACAGGGAUGUGGAGCCAAACCUCCUUCCCUAAGCAGUACCCAAUCUACCGUCCCCCUGCCCAGUGGUCCCCUCUCAUUGGGGUGACCCACAGUUCAGACUAUCAUAUCUGGCAGCGGAAUGAGUUUGCAAGCAACGGGGUGAGGGAGUUCUCUGAGAAGGGUGAGGCCUGGACUCUGAUGAAGGAGGUGGAGGCGGCUGGGGAACGCAUCCAGAGUGUCUACGGGCUGUUCUCUGCUCCAGCCUUGGUUGGGGGAACGGGCCAGAUGACCUCAGAGUUCGAGGUCUUUGCAAGGCACUCUUUUCUAUCCUUCAUAGUGCGGAUAGUUCCCAGCCCAGACUGGUUCCUGGGAGUGGACAGCUUUGACCUGUGUGAGGGAGACCAGUGGAAGGAGAGUGUCACAUUGGAGCUGUACCCCUACGAUGCAGGCACUGACAGUGGCUUCACCUUCUCCUCUCCCAACUUUGAGACCAUUCCUCAGGACAAAGUCACACAGAUAACGUCAUCUUCUCCAAGCCAUCCUGCCAACUCUUUCUAUUAUCCCCGUCUGAAGAAUCUGCCACCCAUGGGCAAGGUCACCCUCACAAAGACCAAGAACAACCAGAUCUUCAGCAUACCCAUGGAGCCCACCCAGUUCAACCAGACUGGCAAUGAGAUUGGCAAUGAGAUUGAGGACUCUCUCAUAAAUUCCACCCCUCUAGACUGUGAGGUGUCUGCAUGGUCACCCUGGGGCCUGUGCAAAGGCAAAUGCGGAGACUCAGGCGUGCGCCACAGAACUCGCUACAUUCACCUACAACCAGCAAACAAUGGGGUAGUCUGCCCCCCACUGGAAGAGGAGAACAAAUGUAUCCCUGAUAACUGCUUAUGACUGGCCGGCAAGAGUACGAAACAGAAAAGAAGAGGCCAUGCAAGACGACAAAGAGUACGAAAGAUGCGUCCGUCAUCUCCACUGGAGAAGCCCAAGCUGUAGAAAUUGACCCUUUUCUCGCUGGGCUUCCUAGCCUAUUCACUGGGAACAGUGGAGGCUGGUGAGGAGAGGACGGUUCAAAGUAAUGGCUGGAAUGGAAUAGAUGGAACAGUAUCUAACCAUUAGAAACAAGUGUAAUAUCAUUCCAUUCCAGCCAUUACUAUGAGCCCGUACUUCAAUUUAAAGUGGCACCAGCCACCACUGACUGGGAAAGAUUUAUAAAUGGGUCACAGACAUGCAAUUAUUGUGAAGCCUGAGGAGUGAAGAGGUUGUCUAGAAACUUUGCCCUUAGUUCUUCCUUGUGAUUAAUGUUUCCCUAUGUUAUUGGGUUUUCUGCGGUAGCUAGCCAUGAGUCUGAAAAAUCAUUCUUAAAUUCAAAUCUGGACCUGGAAGCCAGUUACACUGUUUUUUUCUUCUUCUUCUUCAUUCCUCCCCUCUAAUCCAGGACUGAUUUAGACCUGGGACACCAGGUGGGGCCAACUAAUUAUCAGGUAGAACAGAAAACCAGCAAUACUUCAGACCUUGCAGGGUAAGAUUUGAACAUCCCUGUUACAGAUGAUCAGCACUGUUGGAAAAAGUACCCAAUCAUCAUACUUGAGUAAAAGUAUAGAACAUCACUUAAGUAAAAGUGAAAGUCACCCAGUAAAAUGUUACUUGAGUAAAAGUCGGCACCAUGUUCUUGUUUUUAGCCAGGGGCAAACUCCAACACUCAGACAUUAUUUACAGACAGCCAGGGGCAAACUCCAACACUCAGACAUUAUUUACAGACAGCCAGGGGCAAACUCCAACACUCAGACAUUAUUUACAGACAGCCAGGGGCAAACUCCAACACUCAGACAUUAUUUACAGACAGCCAGGGGCAAACUCCAACACUCAGACAUUAUUUACAGACAGCCAGGGGCAAACUCCAACACUCAGGCAUCAUUUACAAAAGAUGCAUUUGUGUUUAGUGAGUCCGCCAGAACAUUGGCAGUAGGGAUGACCACGUGUUCUCUUGAUAUGUGUGUGAACUUCACAAUUUUCCUGUUCUGCUAAUCAUUCAAAAUGUAAGGAGUACUUUGGGUUGUCAGGGAAAAUGUAUGGAAUUAAAAGUACAAUAUUUUCUUUAGGAAUGUAGUGAAGUUAAAGUAAAAGUUGUCAAAAAUAUAAAUAGUUAAGUAAAGUACAGACACCCCCAAAAACCUACAACAAUUUCUCCAGUACUUUAAAGUAUUUUUACUGAAGUACUUUACACCACUGACGAUAUGGCAGUCAACCCCAAAACCUCAUAGAAGGCUCCAUUACUUACAAUAGACCAGAUGUGUGUUUACAGAUAAAGCACUCUUUUCCAUGAUGCUCUCUACUACAGAGAAUAUAUUUAUUUACAGGGUUUGGACCUUUACUGUACAGUAUCAAGCAGUAUAAAUCUCACACUCGAUCGUGCUAUUGAGAUAUUGUCAAAAUCAGAGAGAAAUGGCAAAAUGCGUACUUUUCUGAGAAAAUGUACCUCCUUCUAAAAAACAGUACACCGAAUUUUGUUGAUGUUUGUCUGUCUGUAUGUAUGUUCUUUGUAAGUCCAAUAAACUGUAAAUACAUGUAA